Messenger RNA from Sphaeroforma arctica JP610, 849 nucleotides. RefSeq lists its product as hypothetical. The record is from RefSeq and is a predicted model, not a curated record. The coding region runs from base 1 to 849 and encodes 282 amino acids. Gene Ontology annotation, biological process: siRNA processing. Gene Ontology annotation, cellular component: RISC complex; nucleus; cytoplasm. Gene Ontology annotation, molecular function: RNA binding; ribonuclease III activity. NCBI's taxonomy places the organism in Eukaryota, Ichthyosporea, Ichthyophonida. The transcript has 3 exons.
AUGACGAUACCUACGUAUGGGAAGGAACACACCUGGAGUCAGAAGACCGUUGGAGGAACGUCCACAGGGCAGCAGUGCAUAGUCUGCCAUCAACUACAAUUAAAAUCUAAGAGAUUCAGCUCUGGCUCUAAACAGGGCUGGGAGAAGAUCGAGCCCUGCAUUCAAGGUCGAUCACACCACCAGUUCAUUCCUUUCUUCAAAAACAGUGGGGUUGUACAGUGGUGUACUGAAUGCUAUAUCGUUCGAGGGUACGGUAAGAAAUUUGGAUCGAACAAGUAUGCAGGUUUCGAGAAGGUCUCUGAGAUUUGCGGACCUUUGGAUGAGAAUCUUAAGGUGUACGUGGAGAAGGAGUUGAUUGGGUGUGACUUACACGAGGAAGGCAGAAUGGAAAGGUCAUCUUCUCAAGACCAGGAGUCAGUUGACGAGGGGCUCGUGGAUGAUUUCACUGGCGCCUACAGUGGACUUCAAAUCCAGCAACCUGCGGGUAAGCGCGACUUCCGUGCAGACUUCCCACACUUCGGCGGGGUGGACCCAAACCUGAUCGAGGAAGCGUUGAGUCACCCGUCUUGGUCAUCCGAGAACGGCAAGAACUAUCUCCGUCUGGCUGUUCUGGGAGAUGCCAUGCUUGAUCUUUAUGUCAUUGAGACAAUCUACAACAAACAUCCCGAAAUGGAUAAUGGGGAGAUAACCAUUGAGAAGUCAAAGAUUGUGUCCAAUCAUGCACUGGGUCAAUUUGCUAUCCCGUAUCUAUCGUACGUGAGAACGCGUGCUGUAAUCUUCAGGGAUUCCAAGGUCGCCUGUGAUGUGAUGGAAGCCCUAGGUAGGUGCCAAAAUCAGAACACUCACUGA